AUGAAGUCCACCACCCUCCUCACAACCCUCUCCCUCGCCUCAACGGCCCUCUCAACCGCCAUCCCCCUCCCCAUCCGCUCUAACACCCGCCCCAUCCGCCUCCUCCACAAGCCGCCCCUCUCCCCUCCCUCCCAAGGCGCCCGCAUCCUCUCCUCCCAGUCAGAAGAAUCAACCCUCGGCGGCGCCCAUCUCCCCUCCCCCCCCUCAGGAAAAGUAGCCUCCGUCACCGCCACCUUUACAAUCCCCCACGCCUCCAUGCCCGUCACCGGCCCAACAGCGAACAACACCGUAGGCCUGUACGCAGCCUCCUUCCACAUCGGCAUCGACUCGUUUUCCGGUCUCUGUCCCAACAAUAGGUUCAUCCGUGCGGGGGUGGAUAUCUUUUGGGAUGGGACCAUAGGCGGGGAGCAGACUCCUUGGGUCUGGUACCAGUCUUCACCUGCUGAUGAGGACGGGAUGGGGUUUGGGAAUUUCUCUGCAAAGGCGGGGGAUGUGGUGAGGUUUGUGGUUACGGGGAGCGAGGUGAAGGUUGAGAAUUACGGGAAUGUGACCUGCACUAAGGGGUUGAAGGCUAGGCAGGUUGGGGUCCAGAGGGUGGAUGGGGGUGGGCUUUGUGGGGGGGAGGCGGCGUGGGCGGUGGAGGAUUUUCCGCUGGCGGGGAUGCCGCAUUUUCCUGUUGCGUUGGCGGAUUUUGGGGGGGUGGUUUUUAAAAAUCUGGAGGUUGGGUUUGGGAAUGGGACGGUGAGGAGGAAUGCGGAGGGGGCGGGGGUGAGGGAUGUGAGGUUGGCUGCUCAGGGGGGACGGUUGACGGAUUGUGUGGUUGGGGAGGGGGGGGGGAGUGUUAGGCAAUAUGUUGACGUGCCCGCCAUUGCUGACAUGUCAACCGACGUGAGUACCCAGCCCGAAGACCUCUCCGACGAAGAUGGGCGACUGAUCAAGCGGACUUUGUCCCCGGACUUGAUCGAGAGCUGCGAUUUAUGCAACUUCUUUGCUCAGGCAGCUCGGUAUUAUACCGGGAACUGCAAGGAAUAUCUCAAUGCGGACGGGGUGCCUGAGAUAUCUCUUCGCCUGGGCAGGUGGAGUCGGAGAACGCCGUGUCUUCGCGACGACCACGACCUGGUGAUCCUCAUUGAGAAACAAGAUGCCGAGAAAGAAAAAGAAGGGAGCCGCUUGAUAGAACCGGACCGGAUUGACUACUCGUUAUUGCGCGGUUGGUUUUCCCAAUGUGAAGAUGGCUACAUGCGGGAUUAUUUCAAGUACGAUAUCGACACCCUCCGCGUCAUCGACUGCGGGGAUGUUGGGGACGGAGAGCAAGAGCCAAGGUUGGUCUCAUGGGCUUCAGUUGGCAAGCAGUUGGACGGUAAUCCCCCAGAGUAUGUCGCCUUGAGCUACGUGUGGGGAGCAGCGCCAGGCGGGCUGCCUACUUUGGCUGUAAACUCGACCCUCCCUGGGCCCCUCCCAAAGGUCAUCUCGGAUGCCAUUGUGGUGGUGAGGAAUCUGGGGGGUCGUUAUCUGUGGGUGGACCGGUACUGCAUCCCACAGGGCGACAAUGACGAGAGGGAAAGGCAGAUCCAUGCGAUGGGACAGAUUUACCAGUCGGCAAAGUUCACCAUUAUCGCCGCGGCUGGAGACGGGCCGGACCAUGGACUGCCAGGCGUUACCACUACAAGACGUCUACCUCACCCCUUCAUAAACAUCCAAAAUCACACUCUUACUCUCAUUCCCCAGCCAGACGGAUACAUUCACCAUACCAAAUGGGCUACCCGCGGUUGGACCUUACAGGAGGGCUUUCUCUCCAGCCGGCGUCUGGUGUUUACCGAUCACCAAGUCUUCUACGAGUGCCAGUGUAUACAAGCUGUCGAGGCGCUUGUAGGUACAUACUGGCACCCAUACUCGUACUCAUCAAGAGAGCUGUGGUUCCACGUGUUCGCAGGCGAUACGAGCAAAAGAAAAGGGAGGGGCCGGCCGGGCUUCCAUUACGUCGAGCAGCUGCACGGCUUUAUUGAGAAUUACAUGACGCGGGAUCUGACAGACGCCAAUGACGGUCUUAAUGCUUUCCGGGGUAUUUUGCAGCACGCUGAACAAAACUGGCAAACACCGAUCCAUGAGGUUUGCGGACUGCCAAUCUAUGUCCCGGAAUAUCUGGGUACGCCAAACAACAAUUCGGCCAUUGCCGUCAGUCUCUCGUGGAAGAUGAGUGAUCUGAGGCGGCGACCCGAGUUUCCCAGCUGGACGUGGAUCGGGUGGAGGUCGGUCAAGAGGACUGGAGGGGGGUCGUUUUAUCUUGGUACGGAUGAACGGUGGUAUUCAUCGGCGGAUUCGAAACAUUACAUCACAUCGGUGGAUGUCGCUUUCCGCGAUGGCCAGGUCAUCCAGUGGUCCGACUUUGAUGGCAGGGGAGACAGAGGGAAGGUCUUUGAGAAGUCGUCGAUGCCGGGAAUGUCUGAGCUACCACAGAGUUUGUUGGUGACAGGCUGGCUGUUCGAUCUGACUGUUGUUGCGGUGGGUGAUCCAGGGGACGGACUCGCCACGACGACUGAGUUCCACACUGUCGAGAUCAGGGAGCAAUAUCGACGGCCCAUGUCUUUUGGAGUUGAGCGGGAGCAUCUGAUGCCGUUCUUUCCUGCCAACAGCGAUGGCAACAGAAAACAUACAUUCACCUGUUUGCUACUAGCUGAAGUCGACAAGUCCAACGACCGAAGCACGCUUGUAUUCCUGGUCCUUCGCCCCGUUCUUCAGGCCGAAGCUUUAGUGCAGACGUUUGAGCGCCUGGACUGCUGGACUCUGACAUCAAGCACGCCCAUCGUACAGGUUGACGGUACGACCAUGAAGGCUGGGGAUUGUGUAUUCAAGAAUGAUGCUCUGGUUCUGCAAUAG
Podospora pseudocomata is the source of this 2877-nucleotide messenger RNA. RefSeq lists its product as uncharacterized. The record is from RefSeq and is a predicted model, not a curated record. The transcript is spliced from 3 exons. Gene Ontology annotation, molecular function: glutamic-type endopeptidase activity. Gene Ontology annotation, biological process: proteolysis. NCBI's taxonomy places the organism in Eukaryota, Fungi, Ascomycota, Sordariomycetes, Sordariales, Podosporaceae. The coding region runs from base 1 to 2877 and encodes 958 amino acids.